This is a messenger RNA of Oncorhynchus nerka (sockeye salmon), 4183 nucleotides long. RefSeq names its product beta-galactosidase-1-like protein 2. Gene Ontology annotation, molecular function: beta-galactosidase activity. Gene Ontology annotation, biological process: carbohydrate metabolic process. The transcript is spliced from 13 exons. Lineage: Eukaryota; Metazoa; Chordata; Actinopteri; Salmoniformes; Salmonidae. The record is from RefSeq and is a predicted model, not a curated record. Gene Ontology annotation, cellular component: vacuole. The coding region runs from base 269 to 1207 and encodes 312 amino acids.
UACAACAACGCAUUUUUUUUUAAACUUUGGCAAGGGGUAGUCUAAAAAAAUUACUCGACUCUGUUCGUAAAAUAUUAUAGUUUUGGGAACAGAAAAAUGUUUAAUCGAUGAGAAAAAGUGCAGAAUGUCGGACAAAAGCCAUCUCGUUCCAUCUUCUACUGCCGGCUAAUGGGCUUCCUCUCAAGUGGGUGGAACCGCCAAGCGGAUGCUUCACAUUUAUUCAUCUGGUGAAAUAGCUGUCUCAUUGUUUUGUCUGUGACAAGACUUUAUGGACAGGUCUCUAGACCAACACCCAGAGGUGGAGAGAAUGAGCCAGAAAGAGGGUCUGAGGGCCAACUCCUUUCAGUUCACUCUGGAGGGAGAGCCCUUUCACAUCCUGGGGGGCUCUAUCCACUACUUUCGCGUCCCCAGAGCCUACUGGGAGGACCGGCUGCUGAAGAUGAGGGCCUGUGGGGUCAACACUCUCACCACAUAUGUGCCAUGGAACCUUCAUGAGCAAAAGAGAGUGGUUUUAAAGGCGUACAUCAGCAUAGCAGCAGAGUUGGGGCUCUGGUUUAUUCUGCGGGCAGGACCCUACAUCUGUGCUGAGUGGGACUUAGGAGGGAUGCCCAGUUGGUUGCUGUGUGAUCCAGACAUGAAGUUGAGAACAACCUACCCAGAUUUCACAGAAGCAGUUGACUGCUUUGAUCAACUCAUUCCAAGAGUUGCACCAUAUCAGUUCUCCAAGGGGGGCCCAAUUAUAGCAGUUCAAGUGGAGAACGAGUAUGGCUCUUAUGCAAAAGAUGUUGAAUACAUGCCAUACAUAAAAGAGCCCCAGAAGUUCAAGAUGGUGAUGGAGUAUUGGUCUGGGUGGUUUGACCUCUGGGGUGACCUUCACCAUGUUUUUGCUGCUGAGGACAUGGUUGCUAUUGUGACGGAAAUCCUGAAACAGGAUGCAUCAAUCAAUCUCUACAUGUUCCACAGAGGAACACAUUUUGGCUUCAUGAAUGGGGCCUUUGCAAUUGCCACACCCAUGCCUAAGCCAAUGGUAACAAGCUAUGAUUACGAUGCUCCAUUAUCUGAGGCAGGGGAUUACACCACCAAGUACACUCUUCUGAGGAAUGUAUUGAGCCGCUACCACACCCUUGAAGUCAGAAACCAGUCAACAUGGAGAACUCCUAUGACUACACUUUAUAUGAGACCACCAUCAGCAGUGGAGACCUUCUGAACUCCAGGAACAAUGUUCGAGACAGAGCCCUGGUGUUUGUGGACUAACUAUUUGUUGGAGUUCUGGACUAUAAGAUUCUGGAGUUUGCACUGCCUAGAUGGGAAGGUGUAGUGAUAGUGUGUUUCGGGCGACAGGUAACCUAGCGGUUAUAGUAUUGGGCCAGUAACCGAAAGGUCGCUGGCUUCGAAUACCUGAGCUGACAAGGUGAAAAAUCUGAUGUGCCUUUGAGGAAGGCACUUAUCCCUAAUUUGCUCAAGGGGCACCGUACUACUAUGGCUGUCUCUGUAAAACAACACAUUUCCCUGCAGCUUUCCGGUGUAUGUGACAAUAACACAUUAUUUGAUUCUAUUCAGUCUAUAGAUGUGCUUCUGAGCUGCUUUCUAAACUGGCUAGUUUAUAUUCAACACCACAUGAUAGAGGGGAAAGCUUCUGGUGAUGCUGAUAAAUGUGGUUGUUACUAAGGUGCCAGGAUUAAGCCAACAGAAAGUUUUCAGACAAAUGUUGUUCUAACAAAGAGGAAUCUCAAUCACUAACUUUGCACCUGCCUGUUAUUGGAAAACAAGUCCACGCUGCUUACCCUAUCGCACAGAAGCAGAUUGGACUUGAUCAAUUAUUAUCUUCAGUUCAACUGAAAGCCACGUUUCCUCUAUUGUCUCUAGUUAGUCUACUUUGCAUUGUGGACUGUAGAUAAUAUGUCCAAUUGUUUCCACAUCUUUUAUGUACUUUCCAUUGAAGGGGGAGAGGACAUUGAGUUUACUUGUGGAGAACUCUGGGAGAGCGAACUGUGGUAAACUCCUAGAUGAACAGCAUAAAGACUGAGUGCAGCAAGCCAGUGGAACUCAGUCCCCCAGAAGCCUUCCUUCCCAGGGUUCUUCCAGGGUAUGCUGUAUGUGGACGGCCAUCCCAGAGACACCUUCAUCAGACUGCCUGGCUGGAGUAAAGGAGUGGUCUUAACCAACGGGCAGAAUCUUGGACGCCAUCGGUCCCCAGAAAACCCUCUACCUCCCUGGACCUUGGCUUAACUGAGGAAAUAAUCAGAUAUUGAUGCCAUAACUGUUACUGCCUUUCUGUCUAACUAGUUCCCUGGAAAAUCACCCUACACAGGAGUUCACUCAGAUGCCUCUGUUAGAAACAUCACAAAUGUUGAUGUACAGCUGCAGUGGCUGGGCCACCCUGUGGGUUUGAUGAUAUUGAACUUGGCAGUGCUUCGUGGGAAUAGUCCUCAGGCGACUUCUCUUCCCUCUGAACGUGUUGGUUCCACGCCUCGGCUGUAUUGACCUCUGCUGUGAUUCAAAGCCUUUUGUUGAUCUCGGGUCAUUGUGUUUGAGGAGCAAGAAGCGGAUGGUAAAAUCCAAUUCGCCAGAAAGCCUGACCUUGGAAUGACUGUUGACGUAUAGUGAGGAUGGCCUACUGGAAUGAAGGUAUGGUUAGGACUUCCAUCCUCUCACAUUUUCACACUCUGCCUGCCAUCAGGGACUUAGCUAGAUAGCUACUCAGAAUCGAUGCACAUCACUGCACAUGGCAUUUAUUUCCUGUCGGGAAGCCCCACCCUCUGAAUGAUCCAGACUAAUAAAGCAUCAUACUAGAGCUUGAAAAUGUAACUGUGCCUUCAUUAUAUAUGAUGGGCCACUGCAGUAUCUGUACUGCAAUAUCUGUUUUGUACUUGUUGUUUGUGCAUUACCAUUCCAUAUGUGUAUUGUGAGAAUUGUGUCAGAGAUACAAAUUUAGAGAUUUCAGGUAUUUGAAUGUAUAGGUGUUUGUCCGGAUUCAAGGACACAUCUACUUGACAUUGUAUUUCUUUGAAUGGACAAUUAAAACAAAUACACAGAUUGUUCUUUUGAGAUUAACCAGUGACGUGUGAUGGUGAAUUAAACUGAACCAUCAGUGCAGUGGAUACUCUCAAAUACAAAGACAUUUGUCAAGUACUUCACUUUUCAGUUGUUUAUUUUUCUUGAUAAAUGCCAUAUGGUAUCUCUGAGAUGGAGUCUUGAGGAGAAAUGAACAACCUUUAGAGUUUCAUGCAGAAGAAGUGAUUCACACAAGGAUGGAAGAUGACUGUGGAUCAAAGUAGGUAAAGGAAGGGGAGGAAAUAGUGAUUUGCCCUAAGAAAGCAUUUAGGGCCUAGUAUGAGCCAUCACCUUUGUUACAUUAUGUAUGUACCACUACGAAGCUAAAACACUGGAUAAGGCUGUUCCAUUACAUUAAAGCCGUUUCUGAUGGUCAGAACAGUAUCGCUCGUUGAUCGAACUGUGAGAGUGUGAGAAAGCCAGAAAUGGAAGGAGAAGUUUGAGUUUUGUACCGGCAGAGUACUACAGUUAACUUAUGAUUAUUUAUGUGAUUACAACAGUGUAGGCGCAAGCUCCAUUAAAUAUCCAAGAGUUGAAAUUGCACUUUCAUUAUGUAUAACUCAUGUCUUAGUGUUUUCUGGGUUCAUCUCUGCUGGGCUCUCUAGACAGGCCCAAACAUUUUUCCUAAAAUCACAUGAACAUGAAUGAACACAAUCAAUUCUAAGAAAGUUCAUUGAAAAUGAAGGCUAUUGAUGGCAAUUGAAGUCAGAGAAAUACAGAAUUAAUGGUAAAUAAUGAAAUGUUGUGCCUCAGUUGUUUGGUGUUGCCACGGGCUUGUCUGUGUGUGGUUUCUGAACCUCAGUGGCUGAGAGGCAGCGAUGAGAAAAGAGGGUGGGGGCAAACAUGGACAAAGAAAUGUUCAAUUAUAAUUCAAUUUGACAAGAGGACAUUCAUACUUCAAAUAAAUACAUAAAUAAAUAUAUUAAUUUAGAUUUUCACAUAAAUAGACAGACUUCACUUGACAUUUUGGAGAAUGGAAACAGAUCAGAAGACAUUGAUUAUUUCCUAAUGAUCUACAUGGUACUGCUGUGCAAUCCAAAGUCUAAAGAUGAGGUCAACAUGAACGUUAACAGCCACACACAUUGUUUGAUCUCAAAACAUUCGGUUUGACUUCCUCAAUGAAACAAUA